Saccharomycopsis crataegensis is the source of this 1908-nucleotide messenger RNA. RefSeq lists its product as uncharacterized. Gene Ontology annotation, cellular component: plasma membrane. The transcript has a single exon. The coding region runs from base 1 to 1908 and encodes 635 amino acids. NCBI's taxonomy places the organism in Eukaryota, Fungi, Ascomycota, Saccharomycetes, Ascoideales, Saccharomycopsidaceae. Gene Ontology annotation, biological process: transmembrane transport. Gene Ontology annotation, molecular function: siderophore-iron transmembrane transporter activity. The record is from RefSeq and is a predicted model, not a curated record.
AUGGAAGCCUCCAGAAGAUUGAGCUUGGAACUAUCUCAGGAUAUUAAUGAUAAAUUGAGAGCGAAAAAAUCCGUUGACAAUGAUACUGAAGAGUCGUCAUCCCAAGAUCUCGGAGAACAAACCUCUAAGCUUGAAUCUUCAUUAUCUUCCCGAGAUGACGAUGGCGAAGAAAGUGCCGAUACUUACCAACAACUAUGGACCAAAACAGUCUUGAACAUCGCUUAUGCCGUUUUGAUUUUUGCUGCCUUUGUUGAAUCAUUUGCCGGUGACUCGACUUCUGGGUUAGCAUCGUAUGCGACCUCCAAUUUCAACGCACAUACAUUAAUUUCUACCGCUGCUGUCGUAUACAAGAUCACUGCUAUUAUGUCUUAUCCAGUAUUUGGUAAGUUGCAUUAUUGGCUUGGAAAAAGCUCGGGGUUUGGGCUUUCGGUGUUGAUUUACACUUUGUCGUACGUGAUGUACGCUGCCUGUCGCAAUGCCCAAACUUAUGUUUGUGCUGAAAUCCUUUAUGCGGUUGGGAAAAUCGGAUACCGUGUCUUCCAACAAGUUUUCAUCGCCGAUACCACUUCUUUGAUCAACCGUGGGUUCUGGUCACAAUUCCCUGAUGCGAUUGCCACGGUGCCUGCUUUAUACGUCGGGUCGGUUAUCCAAGACAGCAUCAUUGACCAUUCCACUUGGAGAUGGGGUUACGGGAUCUGGGCCAUCAUCAUGUUUUUCUCAUGUUGUGUUUUGACUUUGGUGAUGUUUUAUUUGGAUCAUUUACACAAAGUUAAGGCUAAGCAACUCGGAACUCAAGUGAAGAAACAAUCAUUCACCAAAGUAUUGCUCGAAGGUAGCAAAGGAUCCGACAACAUUUUCAAGAAGAUUUAUUACGUGUUAUUCAUCAAGCUUGAUUUAUUUGGCGGGCUUUUGAUGCUUACCGGGAUGACCUUGUUCUUCGUUCCAUUGACACUUACCGGUGCUAAAAGUACUUAUAAAUGGCACGAACCUAAAUUGAUUGCCAUGCUCGUGGUGGGUGGGGUUUUGUUUAUUGCCUUUUUAGUGUGGAACUCCAAGGUUGCCAGAUAUCCAUUUAUCCAACACAAUGCCUUUACUCAUGCCCCAACAAUGAUUGCAUGUAUUAUUGCGGCUUUGGACUUUUGUGAGAAUUCUGCUUAUUCUCAAUACAUGAAGACCGUAUUGCAAGUUUCCAAAUACGUUAGUGUCGGAGAAGCGGUGAGAAUCGAUGAUUCCAAAAAAGCCUGUGUCCAAGUAUUUGGGGUGGUUGCGGGGAUUCUUAUGAAAUACACUAAAAGAUCCAAGAUUUUUGUUUUGACUUCCAUCCCAUUAUUGUUCCUUGGGCAUGCCUUAUUGGUUCACUUCAUCAACACCAACGAUGGGGAAGCCGGAGUGGCUAACCGUGGGUACCUUUACAUGGCUGAAGUAUUCAUUGGGGCCGGAAGAGGGAUUUACCAAUGUGCUUUGCAAGUUAUCAUUCAAGGGAUGGCCGGUAAGCAAAACUUUGCGAUGUCCACGGCAUUCUUCUUGUUGUUCAACUCGGUUGGCUCCUUGAUCGGGACUUGUAUUGCCGGAGGCAUUUGGAAUACCGUGGUGUUGAAUAAACUUGAGAAGUACUUACCUGCUGCCGAAAAAUCCGCGGCUAAAAAGAUUUAUAAAUCUCUCACUGUUGCGUUGAAGUUCAAAAAGGGGACGGUGCAAAGAAUUGCCAUUGCUCGUGCUUAUAGAGAAACCCAGCAACUUAUUGGUUGGGUCACUUUGGGGGUGAUCGUUCCAAUGUUGAUUUUGAUGUGGUUUGUUGAUGACAUCAAGUUGACUGAUAAGCUUGAUGUGUAUGAAGGUGAAGAGCAAAAGGAAAAAGAAGAAAAGGAGAAAGAUUUAAAGGUUGUUGGAAAGAUGGAAAAUAAUUGA